Gossypium raimondii (Peruvian cotton) is the source of this 3703-nucleotide messenger RNA. RefSeq names its product GABA transporter 1. The record is from RefSeq and is a predicted model, not a curated record. Gene Ontology annotation, cellular component: plasma membrane. The transcript has 5 exons. Lineage: Eukaryota; Viridiplantae; Streptophyta; Magnoliopsida; Malvales; Malvaceae. Bases 2568 to 3557 code for a protein of 329 amino acids.
GCCCACCAAAUUCAGUGCCACAUGGAGGUCGUCGACGGUUACGCGUUGGAUUCCUCCUUUGUCCAGAUUCCGGCGGGGGUUGUAGUUGCUCCGGCGGGAAUUCUAGUUCCUCCGGUAGGGGAUCUGGUUGUCGGUGUUGGGAGGAUAACCCACCUUGAUAGAAUAGUGACUGUGGAGGUGUUUGCAUCACCGAUGGCGAAGGUGUUUGAAACCCAUAAGGUGAUGGGGAUUGGUAAAACGAAGUAGGGGUGUGCAAAAUUCGGGUAAAACCGAAAAGAUUCUGUUAACCAACCGAAUUCGGUUAAACGGUCAGUUAACCAAAUUUUUUCGGUCAGGGGUCGAUUAAUUAGUUUUUGAUUUUUUGGUUAACGAUUAAUUCGGUUCGAAAUCGGUCGGCUAACUGAAUUUUUUCGGUUUAACUGAAAAAUUAAUAAAUAAAAUUAUAAUAUAUAAAUAGGCCCACUAUUCACCUAAACCCAAUCCAAACCCAAGUAUUCAACCCAACCCAAUCAUAAAAAUUACAAAUAAUUUAAUAAAUAAAAAUAAAAUUCUAAAACUAAAACUAAAACUAAAGUCUAAGAGUCUAGAAAUAAUUUAAUUAUGUAGUGAUUCAAUUCGAUUAAUUCGGGUAAUUCAGUUAAUUUGGGUAAUUCGGUUAAUUCGGGUAAUUCGGUUAAUUCGGGUAAUUAGGUUAAUUUUUAACCAAAAAUAAAAAAACAUAUAAUUUUCGAUUAAUUCGGUUAACCGACCGAAUUAACCGAAAAAAUUUCGGUUCGGUUAAUUUUUUUAAAAAAAUUUCAGUUCGGUUAACGGUUAAAAAUUUUGAAAGGUCGGUUAAUCCGGUUAAUGUUAUUUCGGGUCGGUUAACCGAAUGAACAUUCUAAAAAGAAGAGCUCCUCGACGGCCUCUCGUGCGAUCCCUCGUGUGACGGUGGCCUAUAGAUCGGCGGUGAACCGGGCCAUGGAUUCCAACCUGCCAUAGGACUAGAAAAAGAAAACAUAUAAGGGUUAGGAUACAUAAAAAGGGCUAGGAUACGCACUUGGCAUCAUCUAAAAAGGCUGUGCUGUGGGUGCUGUUGCUGGGCCUGGUGAUCGUAUGAGCGCUGUUGAUGGGCCAAGUGAUUGUGUGGGCACUGUUGAUGGGCCUGCAUUGUCGUCCCUUCUUCUUGGAUUUAAAGGGCCACGUCGUUCCCUUUGGACACGCAAUUGCCGCCGCCUCUCCUCUUCCGACAAUAAAUAUGGCUUGCCAUGGAUCCUAAACCAUGGCAUGUAUUAUGGCACGCACGCUAACUCUGGAACGAUGAUCGGUUCCUGAGUAGGUAUAUAAUCAUACCGAUCUUUCCACAUUUCGAUAUAGUAUGACCAGAAUCUCGAACAAUUCGUAUGCAAUUGCCUUAAGUCAAUUUUGUGAUGAUCAUCCAACACCUUAGGUGCCACGGGAAUCGGUUGUCGGAAUCUAAAUUGUCGUAAUACUCUAUCUGACUGGUGCAUCUCCACGAUCGUAAAGUUGACCAAUGGGACUUUCACAUGCCAAGCGUUCGGAUUUUGGAAGUAUUCAUCUGGAAUUAAUGCCCGAAUUGCUGGGUCCUCGUAUGGUGUCCAUUGAAACUAUAUGAACAUGAUGGAAAUAUUAGUUAUAUACUAAAUACUAAAUACUAAAUACGAAUUGACUAUCUCAUUAUGUAUAUCUAAUUUAUAUAAUACUUACUUGUGCUUCUGACCGUUAGUCUAAUAGAAGUCGUAUAACUUCAAGAGAGGUAGGUAAUCCAGAAUAACUUGCCGAAUGGUUCCACCUAAUUAAAUAAAUUUUUAGCAUACUAUUAUAUUUUAAAUCUAUGUAAUAAUUGUAAAAUCUAAUAUAAAAUUUACGUCGUUAUGAGUGGGAAUGUAUAUGAGUGGUCCACUCGAUGAUGUAAAAAUGGAAAGCGAAACCGUGCCCAUGAUUACAGUAGUGAUAGGCAACCUCCGAUUUUCACUUUAUUCAGUCACGUCGCCCCGUACAUCUAUCGGUACAAUGUUGCCAACACGGUAGACCCCCAACUAAAUUCACCAACUGCUCUAAAAUCAACGAGUUUCAGCAGUCAUCUCAGAUGUAUAAGGUUCCGUGAUAAGUCCGACAUCAGAUAACCUCCAAUUAUCUCAAGAAUGUAUGCCCGGGCAUAUCGUAUUCUUUCUAGUUCAAUAGAAUCAUCAUUCGACUCCAGAAAUGUGUCUCGUAACCAGCCCAUCUCGAUCCGACCUUUGUUAAUAUUAUCUGGAAUAGCACCCAAAAGCUCGUAGCAUACCGCUCCUCAAUCACCAGAUUGAACGGACCCGGUGAUUGCGUACCCGUCCACUGGCAAUCCCAAUUGCAAAUUCAUGUAUUUCAAAGUGAUAGUACACUUUCCACAUGGAAGAUGGAAUGUGUGCGUCUCGGGUCUCCACCUCUCUUGGGUCUCCACCUCUCUAUCAACGCACUAAUGAGUUUCGGGUCCAACUUGCAUCCCCGGCCUAUCGUCGCCAUGUGCCAAAAACCCGCUUCCCGCAGGGCCAAGAUGGGGUUGGUACUAUGUUGGGCCAACUCAAUUCAUGGUCUGCUAUGGUUCUGUAAUUGCUUUGACUCUUCUGGGAGGACAAUGUAUGAAGGCAAUUUACGUGCUCUCACAACCAAAUGGGAGUAUGAAGCUUUACGAAUUCGUUAUUAUAUUUGGGUUCUUGAUGCUGGUUUUAGAUCAAAUCCCAUCUUUUCACUCACUAAGGCAUAUUAAUUUGAUAUCCUUGUUUCUAUGCCUUGCCUAUAGUGCCUGUGCCGCUGCUGCUUCCAUACAUAUAGGGAAUUCUUCAAAGGGACCAAAAAAGGAUUAUGGCCUGAAAGGUGACACCGAAAGCCGAAUUUUCGGAAUAUUCAAUGCUAUCGCCAUUAUUGCCACAACUUAUGGCAAUGGUAUCAUUCCAGAAAUUCAGGCAACAAUUGCACCACCGGUGAAGGGGAAGAUGUUCAAAGGGUUAUGUGUUUGUUACACAGUACUUAUCAUUACUUUCUUCACUGUUGCCAUCACCGGUUAUUGGGCAUUUGGCAACCAUUCUGAAGGCCUUUUACUCAGUAAUUUCUUGGAUGAUGGGAAUCCUUUGGUGCCAAAAUGGUUCAUCUUGAUGACCAACCUCUUUACUAUUCUCCAACUAUCAGCAGUUGGCGUGGUCUACUUGCAGCCAACAAAUGAAGUGCUGGAAAGAACAUUUGCAGAUCCAAAGAGCAAAGAGUUGUCUGCCCGUAAUGUUAUCCCGAGGGUAGUCUCGAGAUCACUAUCUGUUGUUAUAGCCACGACAGUUGCAGCUAUGCUUCCAUUUUUCGGAGACAUCAAUGCCGUCAUUGGAGCUUUCGGUUUCAUGCCCCUUGACUUCAUCUUACCUGUCAUUUUCUUCAACUUGACAUUUAAGCCGUCGAAGCGGAGUCUUGUUUUUUGGUUGAAUGUUUCCAUUGCAGUGGUUUUCUCUGCACUGGCAAUUAUAGCAGCCAUUGCAGCAGUCAGAAAAAUAGUUCUUGAUGCCAAAACUUAUAGAUUAUUUGCUAAUGUAUGAUAUAAUCCAACCAAGUUUAUCAAUGGCUGGCCUUAUAUGUAGUCGAUACCUCGUUAAAAGUAAAGGACGGAGAGCCUGUUAUGCCAUCACAUGUUGAAUGAAUUCAGUGAAAUUGCAGAAAGAAUCAAAUAUUUGAUUUAAAUUGA